Messenger RNA from Paramormyrops kingsleyae, 14056 nucleotides. RefSeq names its product vascular endothelial growth factor Ba (gene vegfba). Lineage: Eukaryota; Metazoa; Chordata; Actinopteri; Osteoglossiformes; Mormyridae. Gene Ontology annotation, molecular function: chemoattractant activity; heparin binding; growth factor activity. Gene Ontology annotation, cellular component: membrane. The record is from RefSeq and is a predicted model, not a curated record. Gene Ontology annotation, biological process: induction of positive chemotaxis; vascular endothelial growth factor signaling pathway; vascular endothelial growth factor receptor signaling pathway.
CAAAAGCGCCGUCUUCAACUCCCAACCUGGAUUGGCACCUGGAAAUAAUGUAAUCAUUUAUUUGUAUUUUGUUUAGGUUGGCAACUUCUGAAAUAACAUGUUAUUAAACAGUACUGUUUCGAUGUAGCUGGCUAGCUCCAUAUCACGAUAAAUGGCUUGUUAAUAUUUUCGGGUUUUAUGGUCUUCAUGUUUAUACCCCACCGGUCAUUGACAUAGCCACCAUCGGUUUAUUUCCCUCCUUAAAAGUGCAUUGGCUCCAGAAUACGGCCAUAUGCCUUUAUUGCCAUGUUCAACGUAAGCGCACAAUGCUGGGACUGCCAGUGACUGACAUGUACUUUGUAACAAAUACAGAACGGAGCCGGUGGUGUACGUGACCACAGGGCGAUAACUGAUCCCUAUUAUCUCCCUCCAGACAAUCGCUAAAUUCACAUAAAUUUUAUUUACGUCUACCGUCUUUCUUUCAAGAACAUGCAGUCUACUGUUUUGUCGGCAAGAACCCCAUUGGCGUUGUAUUUAAAAAAAAACUCCUUUUAAACCGUUCAGUCUGGUGAUAUCACGUCUGCGACCGUACUGUAUAUGCUUUGUAUGGAAAAACUAAACUCUUGUUAGUUACUCAUUAUGGCUGUCCCUAUCAUUUGUUUGCUCUUGUCGUAAUUAUAUUUGGUUGAUAAAGUAAUAUUUCUUCUCUCGGGUGGGAUUAAUCUUCAUGGAGGUUAUGCAAUAUUUCGUGUUUAUGAGCUGCUAUUUCAAAAUUGGUCAUAUUUCUAUAACAAAAUUAGAAAUGUAAGAUGUUUUUCUGGUUAUGUCCUGAUUUAGAGUGCUUUCCAGUAACUGACAUACCCAGAUUAUUCAGUUGGAACAAUAAAAGUAAAACCCUUAUAUAAUCCAGUUACCAUCAUACACUGGCUCGGGGACACGGCAUAUCUCGGGCAAACCAAAACUCUUCACGGCCAAUUCAGCUAUAAUAUAUGUGUGGCAAUGUGGGGAGAGUAUAUCCGUGUCAUUCAGCUGUGGUUUAUCAGUUUGUGGGGUUCAGUCUUGUUGGCUGGAUGUGUUUAAGCAGCUGUGGGCUGUCUUGUGCAAUGAGGCACGGAAAGUGCCAGAGGAGUCCUUUGCGCUCCUCAGGGCAGCGGCGCCGUGAUUGAUGCCUGGCGCGCGAGGCGAGGCGGGGGGACGCGCACGUCUCAUUAUAAUGCGAGUUGUAAGCUCUUAAAAUUACCGUCAGGGCGAUCCGCUUUGGCUGACCACCAGCUCUCACUUUGCUGUGCCUUGCAUUCUAAUUAAAGGCUCUUAUACACGAUUUUUCUCCCAUCUAUUUAUAAAUGAUCGGGUUUUAUUUUCUUUCACGUUUGGAGCUCGUUAAUUUCUGGCGGAGAGAGCGGCGCAGACAGACGAUCUGUAAUGUCUAGGGUUUACUGCUAAAGAAGAUGGUGUUAAGCGGGGAAAGUGAUUCUUAACCCCAGGCAGUAUCUUUGCUGAACUGAAGUUAUAGAUUGUUCUAUCGCUACAAUGCAUUUGCUUACUUUACAUUUGAAUGGAUUCUUUUUGGGAGCGGGAUUAAGCGAGACGCUCUUUAAAGCCGGAUAAAAUACAUCACGCGUUUCUUUUCUAGCUCAACAAAAAUUCAGGUUUUGUUCUGGUAUUAUUUUUAUUUUGUGUGUGUUUUUUAUUGUGGUAACAGGAAAUGCAUCGGCCUAUUAAGAGGCAUGUUAUUGUUAUCAUGUUACUUGCAGGCACCCUUACGCACAACUUAUUUUAAUCUAUUUAUUUCUCUUUUUAAAUAAAACAAAUGCAAUUCAUGUACAGAUACAUUUCUAGUUCUUAUUGCUCUUGGAGUUUAGACCUUCAGUGCUUAGGAGGUAUGCAUAUAUACACCAACGGGGAUAAGGGUGCACGUCAUUCAAACUGGAGUAGGGACUAGUAUAGUACGUUACUGGUUUCUUAUAGAUACUAGAUAGUCAUCUUGUCUACAGAGCUGUAUAGGCAACUGUAGUUGAUGAGUAGAAUGGACAUUCUGUGGUUCCUUUCAGUGUCUUGUAUGCUAAUUUCUUGAAUAUAGGUUUUUCAUAUUGGUUGUCAUUGUAUGGUGGAUGAGGAGUGUUAGGAAAAUGUCAUUUUCAUGGUGCGCUCCUAAACUAUAGUAUUGUGCUGGUGGUGUUGUCUGUAUACACUGUCCAAGUCUGCUAAUUAAAUGUUUUGGUUAAAGUACAGGAAUAUAGACACACAUUUGGUUAAUUAUCAUUAUGGAGUCUUUUAUUUACACAAAUCCUGUCUCAGGUUUGCCUGUGUGGAGUUUGAAUGUCUUCUAGGUCCCAUCAUGAUUUAAUAUGUUCAUGCACAGAAAACUUUGUGCCCCGUGAACAAAACAGAAUUUAAGUAAUUUUUUCUGCAGCUUUCACACUGUUUACAAAACAACAUUCCGUAGUAACAUUUUGGCAAGAAUUCUGGAUUGUAGAAGAAUAUUUGCAUUGUAGCACAUCUGAAAAUGACAAGGUCUCAUGAGAAUAAAGUGUCUGAUGCAGACACAUGCAAUAUUUGUCAUUCUGGGUAGCUAGUGAGGCACAGCAAUUUAGCCUCAAAGAGUACAGGGCACAUGCCACAUAGGUUAGUAAUUGAUAUAAUUAUUGAAUAGAUCUGUUAAACUUUGAAGAUGCAUGUGUUGUUGCAGUCUAAGUCCUUACUUAUACUCAUAUAAAACAUCUGCGUUAACUUUAUUUGGUGAUCUGUUUAUACUAUUACUGGGCACUAUGUACAGAAAAACUGAAAUGUUCACGAUUCUCUGCAGCCCAAUCUAAGUAAAAUAAUUGUUGAUUGAUUGUAGGAUAAGUAUUAUUUAACUGUAUCUCAGUAGCAUCUGUAAAUGAGCUGAAGCUAGUUAAAGCACUUACAAAAUCUUGUAUACCUAUUACCAAGUACCUGGCACUGCAUUGACAUACUUUUAGUGUUUAUCUGCUUUGACAAUGUAAUAAAAGCAGAUCACAAACCAAAAGAUUUUCAAUUGGAUUGAGGAGACAGUGAGACGGAGCUUUUUUCAUUUAUACUGGAGCAUGUAAUACACUUUAUGUGUCAUAAAGGAUAUAAUAGAAAGCUUUUGAAAAUGUAAUAAUUGUAAGAUGUUUAAAUAUAGCAGUUUACUUGCCUGUUAUGAGUAAGGGGAUCUUAGGGCUGGGUUAGGGGUUAUCUGUCUUAAGCUCCCAUAUUCCUGGAGAUUUUAGUCCAGCUGAUGUGAACUACGCUUGACUUUGUGUAGUAUUGCUGGUACCAUAAGACCCGUCAUUCAUUAGAGUUAAUUACAGUGGUCCUCUUUGUACUUCCAUGUCAGUUAGUGACAGCUGCAUGUAAAGGCUGAUUCUGUAGGAUGAUGCCUCUUGCAGAAUUCUGCUGAAUACAUUUGCAUCACUGUGGCAUUUUUCAUUUGAUAAAAUCAUGGCAAAUGUAAACCUAACUGUACAUAAACGGUUACUCAAGCUGAUCAGGGAUUGCUAUUCCUGUAAGUCAUGUGCUUGAUAGUUGUGCUUGAUGUUGCUGCCUGGUUUGAAUUUACGCCUGAUUAUGCAUCUGGGUAUUAACUGAGGCAGUUUUUUUGUUUUACUACUGCUGUCUGUAUUUAAGAUAAUUUAAAUCAAUUUAAUGAUCAGUGGUCAUCGUUGACAACGAACGAAAUGUGUCCUCUGCAUUUAACCCAUGUGUGACUAUGUGACAUAGCAGGGGGCAACUAAUUCAGCACCCAGGGAGCAGUGCUUGGGGGCGGUACCUUGCUCAAGGUACCUCAGUGGCACCUUGCUGGUCAGAGAUUCGAACCUGCAGUCUUUUAAUUACAAGUGCGCUUCCCUAACCAUUAAGCCACCGCUGCCCACAUCCACCGCUCCCUACAUCAUAUGGAAGUAAAAAUGCAUGUUUCAUGUAUUUUCCUCCUAUUUAUGAAUUGAGGUACGAAACCACCAGUUUAAUAAAGUUGCCCAUCAGCACUUGCCAACCGCUCUUUACCAAGCAUUUGUAGAAAAAACUGAGAUUACAAACCCUGAGUAAUUAGAGUACAGGGAGAUGAUUUUUUUGGAUAUGGACUCAAUGGACAUAAAUCGACUACUGUAUGAAGAUCUACACAUACAGUCAUGUUUUAUGAAUUAUAGAACACAGGUUUAUUGUCUUCUGUGGGUGUAAAGAUGCAUCGAUGCAUUGUGAUAAAUUGAUUAAGGUGCAUCGAUCUGUAAUGUCAGAAUUGGUUAAAAUCUAUUAUAAUCGGGAAAAUCCUUAAAGAUGCUCUUACUUCCAGGUUGCGCACGCUCUCCUGCUGAAAUGUUGUUGAAAGGUGCACAGGGCAGUAGCCGUCACAAGAGUUUUCAAAGCAUAGGAUGUCCAGGGAAAAGCACAUUAAUAUCCAUAAAGGAAGCGUUACUCAAUCUGCGUUGUGAUGCUCUUGGAACACUCAACCCUGUUUUGUAGUGCAGAUCACUCUGUAACGGUUACAUUUUGCUUGCUACAGUAGCAAUGGUCAAAACACCUGAGGUAGCUAAGUGGGUGGCUAAGUAAAGAGUAGUUUAAUGUAUGAUAUAUCGGUUAAGAAAUCGGUAUCGGCUGAUAUGCCGAACUCUUUUAACGAAUCAGUCUGAUGUGUCAGUUUUGGCUGAUAUUGCCAGCCGUUAUUUAGACUUAAGUACAGACACUCCUCUACUUACGAACUUUCAACUUACAGACAUACGAAUGAAGAGGACUGUAAGUCCAAAUUGUGUUCGUUGGGCUCCUGUUUCCUGUCCACAACAUAAUUUUUUUUUCUGCGCUAAUUCCGCCUUAGCAGCUUAGUGUGCGUACUCCCAGCAUCCUAGUGCUUUGUACUUGUGUAUACCCUUAAAAUGAUGUUGAAUAACGACUUACGAACAUUUCAAGUUAUGAACGGCCGUUCGGAACGUAUCUCAUUCGUAAGUAGAGGAGCGUCUGUAUUCAAAGUUAGCAGCACCAGAGGUGAAGACACAACUACUAACAUAAUGGAGAUAAUUGCCCUGGAUGAUCAGCCGUUUUCUGUAAGCAUGAGGGAUUUCGUCGGCUCCUACAUCACUUAGGCCUCAACGUACCGGCCUGCAACAUGUAUAUAAUUCAUUAUUAAAUCAGACCUGGAGACUGAUCCUUCAUUUUCCAUAGGAUAAAAAAAACAACAUAGCCCUAUUCCGCUAAUCUGUGCAGGCAAGCUCAGCAAGUUUCCACAUCGGUGCACCACUAGUUAUUGUUGGUGAAAGCAGCCAAUCAAGUAGCGCUUCCUUCAUGUGUUUGGCAAUGUUUACAUUGUUUUUUUCUUCUGUACAGUUCAGUAAUUGACCUUUUUGACAAUUUGCACUGAUUUGUCACUGUUUAAUGUUCUGAUAAUCUAUUUUAUAUACCAUUCUUAAUAUGUACCUAAGUUCCCAUAGUCGUAUUUGUGAAUUUUUUUCAGUGAAGUUAAAAUAAAAAGUUCUGAAUAAGAAUAAUCAAUUAAUCGAAUUGUGGUAGAAAUGAAAGAUUUCCAAUGCAUUCAGUCCUUCUGAAAAUAAUCAUAAUUGAAUCGAAUCGCCUUGAGGCCAAAGAUUAACACCUAUAUUGUUUACAGACUUACAGUACACAUUGAAAAGUAGUCAGUGAUAUAAAACACACUCUUCCGUUCAAGUACAAUGCAUGUUGAAUUGUCUGAUGAUGAACAAAAUGUAUGGGACAUCACUUUAAUUGUUUAAAUUUAAGACAUUACCUCUCUACCAAGAUUAAAUACACAUACAGUCAUGAAAACCGAGUUAGAAUGUUUAAGAUUACAAUCAGGAUUGUUUUCUUGGAACAUGCAAGUAAAUCUCAUCUAAAUCUUCCUCUAAAUCUGUUCUACUGUAUACCUCUACUAAAUCACUGCCUUUUUCUCCAGAACAGUGUUUUUUGUCAUUGUAAUGUCAUUGCUAAACAUAAAUGGAAGGAGGAGUUCUCUGAAUAUGAAGUUAAAUUGAGGAUAUUCUUUAUUCUCUUAUGUGAUAGCCUGUGGGAGUUAUUGGUUUAAUGUAAUUAUAGGGGCCAUAAAUGAAGAUGUGUGUCUACUCACUGAUAGUUGCUUUGUGUGGGUGAAUGCUCUUCGUAUAUGUUGCAGUGCCAGCCUUGUGUUCCUCCUGGCAUCCAAGGCUGGCUUGCACAACUCCCUUGGUGCGAUGGGAGGGUGUGACUCUUCCCUCAGAUUACAACACAAGGGUGCCAUGUAGAAUUUUGGACAGAACUGGGUACUGGAACACACAGUGCAUACAGAGAUAUGCGAGGACCCUGCCGAUCGGACACACAGUGACUCUUGGCAGUGCCUGCCUACAUGCUAAACACACCAGGCAUGUAAGAAGUGAUCAAUACAGCUGAAUGGUGGGCAGACUGCGGUGGCUACAAUGAGUAGCCAUUGUUUUCAUUGACUUUGUUGACCGCAGUGCGUCUUAGUAUAUAACAUCAUAGGAUGAGGUCUUUUCCACAUCAGCAUGCAGGAAAUUCAAUUUAAAAAGCAUAAUCACUUGUCAGAGCCAGCAUAUAAUUCUGUGAUGCAUGUUUCCUGUGAUAGUUUUGAAUUUCAUUACGAUAAAUAUUAGUUAAACUAUGUCAUGCAGCAGGGUAUUUAUUAUUUUAAGUGUGCCCAGUGUAACCAUUUGCCCUCAGAUUUAGCAGCGCUGUUUACAGUUCAGUCUGCAUGGCCUGUAUCUACUCCUCCAGCUUGAGGAGAUUGUUUGAUUGAAGCUUUGGUUGAGUAAUGUUGCACUAUAAUCUUUCAUAUUAAGCAAAACCACGUUCCCCAUUCGCCUCAUCCUUUUCCAGGCCUUCACAAGUUGACCUAGGACACAGUUCCUGCUCGUACCACGGAGCGUGUGCAUUGCGCCGGCUGGAAAUGUGCCGGCGUAGAUCUUUCUUGUGUGUUUGUGCACCCGUCUGUGUCUAAGUAUGCCCCAUGAGGGCUGGUUGUAUACCUUUUCAUAUGUGUGUCGCCAUGCAUUUGUCUGUGGGCCUAGAGAUAGCAAAGCGGCCUGCAUUCCUGCCAGUUUUUGCAAGAUAAAAGGCAAGGUGUACGUCUAGUUGUUUUACUUGUAAGCUAACAGCAUGUGACUGCUUUUUUAGCUGAGGGCCAAGCAUUUGGAGGGUAAAGCAAAGUAGCAGCCCUCAGAUUUGUGGAGUACUGAAAAGCACCGUGAUCCGUGUAACACUUACAGGAAUGCCGAACUGGAUAUAGACGUCCCAUUUUUGCGCAAAUAGGCCUUCCAUAACCGCAUGUAUUUUCAGCAGGUUUUUGCACACGUUCCAGGAAGACGCGUGGCUCUCACAACGAUCAAUAUGGAGGUUAUGUAGGGGUAAGGGGGGGAUGGAUGGUAUGGUGUGGAGGAGAAGGAAAGAUGCAGUAAAAAAUCUGUGACUACUGAAAAUGAGUGCAUGCACAUGAAUAGCAUGCAGAUUACAUACUCACUACAAUAAGGCUAUUUAUAUAUUUGCAUUCAGAGACACCUCAUAGCGUGAAGUCCUGUACAGCCCUGGCGUACAGAGCUCGCAUUCUGCUUGCACGACUUACACAUUUAUAGGAACUAGGGACGUGUGCAUUUACUCACAGCCUGGGCAAAAGCAGAAAUGCUGGGGGUAGAGAACAAGGGGCAAAGUCUGCAUUCCCCAGGUAACGGCCUCCUGGACUUAGUGGCUAUGCUGAAUGUGUGCGUGCGUGUGUGCAUGUGUGUCUGUAUGUCUGUGUGUGGUGUCACUCACACACAUUCAUUCAUUGCCAUUUAUUGUCACACAUUCUACAGAAAGGACUAGAGGUAAUAACGUAUUGCUGUACAAUUUCUGAACUUUGAUGAAGCAGGCAAGAGAUUAAAUGUAUUCAGUUUUUUCUUAUUGCGGAUCAUAUUCUCAUAUAUUUUGAAUAUGGCCUUUGUUCUGUGCUAAAUUUGACAGUUAUAUGCUUGGAAUCUGAAAAGGGCCAUGAUUUUUGAAAAUGCCUUUUUUGAAGUAAUAUGAAUUCUUUAAUAAUAAUCUGGCGUACCUUUUUUUAUGGUGGCUGUCUUUCAAAGCUCAUAGGUUUGAAUUCUUUAGUGAGCACACUAUAAUAUCGCCGUUGGACCCUGACUUCUCCAGCGGUGCCGGCUGGGCCUGUGCUCUGACCCCAAAACCUUCUUACACCUGUGCAUAUAUUUGUGUCUGUGACAGAGAGCGAUGAACGAAGCAUUCUGUUAUAAUGAAAAAUAUAAAUUUAUGGCAGCAGUCAUUCCCUGCACCGUGGUGCUCCAAUAAAGAUUACUGGGUUUCAUCCUCUUUGUAUUCAUUCGGACGUGUCAGCAAAUGCUAUUUUAGAAUCAUAGCAUCGGUAAAAUGUAUUGCCUUCCCCCCUUGUUUAUUUUGUGUCCCCCCUUCCCUUCAAGCCAUCCUUUUCUGUUAUCUAGGGUACAUUUCUUGCUCAACCUCCAUUCAUCAAAGCCUGCAGCACAGAGUGUGUGCCCUCCUUGGCUCUUUGUAUUCUUAUCCACGCCAUUUUGAGCCGAGGUUCUCUGACUGGCGUGCUCAAGGCCUAUAUCACUGGUGUACCUGGUCACUGUGUCCUGCAUUGCAGAAUGUUGUCUGACAUUUUGAGAUAAUGGAGAUGUUGGAGCGAGAGUCUGCUCUCAGUCUCCUUCUCUCUCUCUCUCUCUCUCUCUCGCACUGUCAUUGUCCGGCCUUUCCGUACUUGACAUUUGUUCGCCGUUUUCCUGUCUUCCAGCUGGCCCACUGGCAGCCUGCCGAAAGUCACAGAUCCAGGGAAGUGCUGAAGUGGCUGGAGGUGUACAGCCGGAGCAGGUGCCAGCCCCGGGAGACCCUAGUGGAGGUCUGGAGGGAGUUCCCAUGGGAGACGCAGCACCUCUUCCUGCCCUCCUGCGUAGUGCUGCACCGCUGCGGUGGAUGCUGCUCCGACGAGACUCUGGAGUGUGUGCCCUUGCACACCUACACGCUCACCAUGGAGCUGAUGAAGACCACAUACACAAAGCAUGAACUGGUGCAGAUGCCAUUCACCGAGCACAGCCAGUGUGAGUGCAGACUAAAAAAAGACCUUCACACUGUCCCUACCAGACAGGAACAGAGCCCAACAAGGAAAGGGGGAAAGAGAGAAAGAGACAAAUCCAAGCUAAAGAAAAUUGGAGAGAUCAAACCAUCCCUCCCCCCUCCGACCACGGAGCCACAGUGUACGCCCUGUUCUGGGAGAAGGCGGGUGCUGGACCCUCUGACUUGCCAGUGUCACUGCAGCCAAACCUCGGACAGCUGCAGGCGACGAGGAAAGCGGCUUAACCAGCAGAACUGCAGAUGCGAGUCUCUGCGACGGUGAUGAGCUGAAAUUGUGUCUCCCAGCCACAGUGGAAAUAAAGGAGUCCAGCCUACAAAAUAAUCAUGUGACGUGAUGGAGAUGAAACGGCGAGAUCAGGGGAAACCCGAAAGGACCAUUAAGGUGGACGGAGUGCGUGCUUAAACAAACAAGUCACACAAACCUCCCCUAACCCAACCACCUUGAAGCCACCACAGCAAGUAGUCUUAAAUAAAUAUAUAUGUGUGUGUUAUCAAGUCUCAUCAUAAAGCUUUUCUGAAAACUGCUGCCAGACCGGAUCAUGUUGCCAUGGCACCCCUUCCCUUAAUGGUAUAAUUAGAAAUGCUUUACAGGCAAAGUUCGGAAAGGUCUGGGGAACAGAAUGGUGGACAUGUGGUUCGACGGAACACACGUUCAUAUGUCUUGAAACCUUUCAUGUUAUGUCAUGGAUCUUCAUGCAAACGUCGACCUGGGGGAUACUACUCAGAUCUGUUUGUAAGGCAUAUCGAUCUGUUUGGAGUACAGUAGGUGCCACGGGCUCAUGUAUAACUAAUGCUGCUCUUUAACAGGUCAGGACAGGUAGAAUAGCCCUUGUAAAUCACAGUCCUGAAACUGGAGUCCAUAUAAAGAAUCACUUGCCAAAUACCUUAAGUCACGUCAUCAGAAUUCAAAGCCAUUUUAGAGCAAUCCUACAUGGUCAUUUCCUGUUCUCGCUCGAAAAGGAAGGCAAGGUUGCUGAUGUCCUCUCCCAAUCUGAAGGAGUGAAUCAGAGAAAAACAUGACCACUGAAUAACGGCAAUGAUGUGCUUGGUGAACAGGCAAAAAGUGGAGAGGAAUUAAAUGUGUGGGUUUGCACAGAGAAAGACUGAAGUUUGCAGAAUUUGACUAGCCUGAUGUCGGGGGAACACCCUACAAUACGGGGGAACACCCUACAAUACGGGGGAACACCCUACAGCACAUGGUUGGUAUCACACACUGGUACAGGGUGCAGGAAGACUGGCAUCUUGUGCCUGCAAACCGAUUGACAAUCGUUUGUCAAAUUAUGGCAAUGGUCUGAGGGAAUGGAUAAUCCGAGGAAAAGUGAUGUGGGCAGAGCACAAAGCUCAAUAUGGUGAAAACAGAGUUUUGAUGAAAAUUAAUAAUGACCUCAAUAUUGUAUCACCAUACAAUGAAUAAAUCCGCACAUAUGGGCACAUAUUGUUAAAAUGAUCAGGUUUCCUUUUUUUCUGAGGAAUCAAUUUUAUUAAAGUGACCAAAUUUAAAAUGACAUCUACAUGAUCCCCACAUGGCUGUCAUUAAUAACGUGUGUGUGUGUCUCUCUCUCUGUUCAGUAUGUGCAUCCAUCAGCCGGCCACAGACUCUGUCAAUGAAUCUUUAUUUUUCCUGUUGGGUUGUUGGUUUUGUUUUUGUCUGAUUCCUUUUCUUUUCCUGACUGAAAGGGCCUUUAACUUGGUCGGGCAGUGCUAGGAAUGCCAAUAGUGAAGAGUAUUGGCUUUCUUCCACAGGACCACACACAAGCAGACUUAAACACAUACUUUUUUUUUUUUUUUUUUAAUGUCAUUUUGUAAUUAACACCAUUGCCUUUGUUUUUUAGUUUCGCACAACCUAAUCCAUCUUGAAAUAUAUUAGAUAAUGUUAGGCACUUUAAAUGGCGCACACACACACACACAAAUAAACACAAUGGUUAAAUACAGAAUUAUAUCCCCAGAACUUGUCCAGCGAUUCUGAAACACUGUGAUGCAAAUAAAUUCUGAACACGCAUACAUAUACACAGGUAACAAUAAGCUUUUUGUUGUUGUUAAAAUUGAGUAAAAUAUAUUUUAGAUACCGAUAUAUAUUCCUUGUCAGAUGUUUAGUUGUUUUUUAUGCCAUUAUGCCUAUGUUAAGAUAUAUAUUUGCAAUGCCUUCACUGUGUUCAUGUUAAAAAAGCUGCCUUUUUUUUUAAAAUGUAAUGUUUCUUUUGUGUUAUAGUAUUUUCUGUUUGUUUGUUGUGUUCCUGCCUCUUAGAAGCACUCGGAUUGGCUGGUUAUUUCACAAAAUGGUGCCUGCAGAGUAUGUCUGUGUGUCUGUGCCGAAGACGAGGUGCGUGUGCUGAAAGAAAGAAAUAUAUUCCUAUGAACCUCUCAACUGAUUUUGUCUUGGAACAUAAAAGUGAAACACCACACACACACACACACACACACACACACACAUGCACACACACGCGCACACAUGCACACACACGCGCACACAUGAAAACACAAUGAAAUGGAGACUGAGAAGAAGCCAUUAGUCCUUUCAGUUUUGUUCUUUAUCUUGUAGAUUCUAUAAGAUGGAGCACCAGAUUUUGGUGGAACCUACACCAGCAUCCUAAGUCAUUUGAAAGGUGUUUCUCUGAUUGGGCAGAGAAGCUGCAAAUUUGUAGUAAAAUCACUCAGCCUGUGUAAUGAUGCAUUAUCAGUGAGUGUUUCAGAAUGAUCAGCAGACCCGGGUGAUGAGGAAGGGUCUUCUUUUGUGUGCAUAGCCAUGAAAUUCAAUGAAUUUAAAACUAAAUCACUCAAACCAAGUGUAGCCAAGACAGGACUCAGGGAGAAGGUAAUUACAUGUUUUAGGAAAUGGGUUUAGGCAAACACUUUUACCUACACUCUUUUGUAAAUUGUAAAAUGUAUAAAAGGAGUGACACCCCCACCCCACACAGACAACCGUCCCCACCAAAGUUGUGUAUCUAAUUAGACUCAUUCUGUGCAUUGAGCGGAACUUUUUAAAUGGAAAUGAAGGACGGAAUUGUGUAGCAUGGCAAUGGAUCUUCCAAGUUAAGCCUCAGAAUUAGUGGCAGAUGUAGUAAAUCUUUAUUGACAUGCGCUGCAUCAAAAUACUUAUUUGCUGCUUGAUGAAAAGCUUUAAGCCAGCUAACACUGAUUAUACCUUUUUUGAGCCAAAAUGAAACAAAGAUAUCACAUAUAUUUUUUUUCAAAUUUAAGUUCCAGCGUUCCUCUGGUUUAAAUCCACACAGGACAAUGGACUUUGGAACUAAACUAAAUAUUGCUCCAUACUGCUGCUUUUUUGUGUUGUUUAAUUUUUAUUUUUUUUUAUUUUUACGGCAUUUUGUAUUUCAGACCUCAGUCAAGUGACUAGGUAAACUGAGCAAUAAUUAAUGUGGUCCUGGUGUUCAGUAACUUUUCUUCAAAAAGGCCCAAAAUGUCACCUUUAAUAUGUUCUGUAACAAAGAAAAAAGAACAUUGGCCUUCGAAAUGUUCUUAGUGUAUUAUCUUCUCAUCUAGAUCAGUUAAGUCUUUUGUUUUGCGUUCCUUAUUACCUCAAAUUGUGUAACCUUAGACCUUAGAUCUUUUCAAUUGUACCAGUAUUCAGGCCUUAAUCGCUUCUGUUCAUGUCUUCCUGUUUCUUAUUCCCUGCUCGUUGCUUGUGCUUCUCACUGGACCCUGCCCUGUCACCCGGGGGUAGCCUAUCAGGAGAAUAUACAAAGGACGCCGUUUUGUGCCAUCAGCGUAACGCAGUUUCUCCUGCCGCAUAAUAAUUCAUUCACUUGGCUGAAGUUCUCAUCCCAUGUCUGGAGCCCAUUUUAGUGGCUGGGUUGAGAAAGAGAGAAGGGCCUUUGCUGAAAGGCAGCACUACAGGGUCCCAGUUCAGAGUUCACAGCCUUCAUUUCCACAGAGGGAAAAAGGACAAAUAUAAUAGCCACCCACUUUCCAAGACAGCUUUUUUUUAAAUGGAUUUUGUACCAAUUUUGAGAUGGAUGAAACACCCAUAUUUAUUACAUUAUUAUUUAUUUGCCCUCAUCAUUUUUUAAAAGAGUAUUUGUGUGUAUUUAACAAACCUUUCGUCCAGUUAGCAUUUUCGGACUGAUUUGUGUGUGAUGAGCAGAAAUACAUCAUGGAAGGUGUAGGAUGAGUGCCACAUUAAGGGGUCUUUCAAUCAGGCUGACUUGUACUGUACUGUAGAUUCCACAGUGGUACGUCCACACUUAUGCAAGUAGCCCAUUAGAAUGCAAUGUUUGGUGUCUGUACCUCUAGCUUAGACACUAGGUCGCUUAUGAUGUACUCUCUGUCAGGUGACAUGAGACCUCCGUUGUCUGUUAAUGUAAAACCAUUGUGGGGACAUUUUUAGAGAGUCAGUGUAUAGCAGAUGAGACUUUCUCCAAAGAGUAUAUCAGCGCCUCCUACUAGUUGCAACAUGCUUAGAUUGUACAAAAGCAAUAUUGGGGAAGGGUUAGCAAAUGUAGCACAGACUUAUAUAAUUACAAUAUGGAUAUAGUAGUUUAAUGCAUUCAUACCACCUUAAAUAUAAAUACUGUAUAUGACAUCUCCAACAUUUAAUCAAAUGUGUAGUCUGCAGUUCCACCUAAGAGAAUCUGGGUGAAAUAUAAAAUUGCUCUACAAUGUGGACCUUUAUUGUCAGUCCUGGUUUUGGAGUGUAGAGUAGAACUAAAUGUGUGUCACAUCCUAAUUGUCAAAUCAAAUCCAAAACCCCCAUACAAAUAAUACAAUAUACAGCAUAAAAUAUAUACAGUAAAAUAUACAGCAUAUGUGUGUAUAAUGAUGAUAAUUAUUAUUGCUGCUACACCAUCUGUGCCCUAUUUAUUGUCUGUGCAAGUGUGCAAAAGUGUGUAUUUCUCAGUCAUGUUAUAUAUUGGUGGUAACAAUAUUAAUCACUUCAUUGUAAAUGUGAAAAAGAAUAUCAUUAAUUAUGUCGAUAGGGGAUGAACCGUGCUGUUAACAGUAACCAUAAUACAAUGUUCAAGUCAUUAAAGGAAAACAGCUUAUUUUUGAAAAA